ACUCAUCCAGUAUAGAUCAUUUGAAAUCGCCGAAGUCAAUACCGUUUGAAAAAUCGAAAGACAAUUCUAGUCAAUUAAACGUCAUCACAACCAAUGCUGCUGAUCAGACUACUGACUUCAACCCCAAUUUUCAAUCGACUACACUUCCGACUUUGAUCCUGGUAACCAAAAAAUUUCACGUUAUUCCUAAAGUUAAAAACGUUGGAUUGUUCUCAAUCCACGCCUACAAUGAAAGCGAUGAUGACAUCAUACACACUGGCAACGUCACUAUCGGCAUCGAUCAUGACCUCUUCAGUUUCAUUUCAAACGCCACGAACGACACAUCGCGUGGUCCGGACCACUCUCAUCUCGAGAGCUUUUGGUCUUCGGUGCAAAAAAUGCAGGAAAUGUUUUCACAGAGCAAUGCAUUGUCCAGCACACCACGCACAAGAUUAAAGGAUUUCUUCCCUACCACAACACCUGUCCCAACUUACGCGUCUGAUGUGAAAGUCAAUAUUUCGGAAAGUUUGAAAAUCAUGUACAUCGAAAAAAUCUUCGCGGAGCGUUUGAAUCACAAGUUAAAAAGACGAAGGCCCAUUUUCACCAAUUCAACUAACAUGACGAUUUUCGAUUCUAGUAACCGUGUGUUACUUUUCAACAUGACAGGGAGUUUAUUUUUGUCGAACACAAGUACUAAUGCAACUUUCACUACAUAUGCUAAGAAUGAAUAUACUUUCGCGAACAAUAGUGGCGUUCUCAGGGUAGUUGAGUUAGGACUGGUAGAGAUCAACAACGUAACUGGAAACCUCGCUAUUCACGACACCAUUAGGAACUUGACUUUGACCAACAUAUCUGGAAAUUUGACAGUGAAAGAUGUACGUGGUAACUUAACUUUGAACAAUAUUACGGGUAAUGUGACUAUCACAGAUUCAUGGGGUAAUUUAACGGCGAAAAAUGUCAUUGGUGUUCUUACAAUUGACGAUAUUUUUGGAUCGGUUAUAGUUGAUCAAGUCAUAGGCAACCUUAGUAUCGACGAAGCCGGCGGUAGCACGACGAUUAUGAACGUUACUGGUCAUGUAAUUGUUGACGAGGUGUCCGGGGUGAUGUCGAUUGUGAACGUCAGUGGUAACGUUUUCGUGAUCGGAGUUAGUGGUCGUUUACACGUCCAAAACGUGACGGGUAAUUUAACGGUUAUCGGUGUGCGCCAUCGCGGGGAUUUGAUCGUGGAUGACGUAAAAGGUGAUCUUACAAUUAACGACGUUAUCGGCAACGUUCAAAUUGGUCACGUUACAGGAAUGUUACGUCAGUUGAACACCAUACGGAGGGGAAAACAAUGGCAAAGAAGAUAUGGUGAUCACCAUCAUUAUCAAGUGCGACACUCCUACGAGUUGGAAGAGGAUGAUGAAGAAGAUGAAAAGGAAGACGAGGAUGAUGAAGAGGAAGAAAAUGAAGAAGAUUAUGAGUAUGAGUACGAAGGAGCAGAACAGGAGGAUGAAGACAGUGAAGAAGAGGAAGAAAGCAACGAAGCUCAUGAAGAUCUUCAGAAAUACUUAUUUAAAAACAACUGCACCACAAGAUUUAACGCGACCCCAGAGGAUGUCGACAUUUUGUGUUACGUAAACGGAAGCUUGACAUCACGACUGCUCUCUGAUAUUGAUUUAGGAUCAAGUUCCAGCUCUAGCUCAAGUUCCAGCGAAGAAGGAGAUGGCAAGUCUGAAGAUGAUAAUUCUGAAGAGGACCAAUCUGGUGAGUUGGAAAGAGACUCCGCCAUGGAGGACGACCGAGACGGGAACCUCAUCAGCGAAGAAGGGUUAUUGUCUAAUGAACGUUUGAGUGAAUUGGGAAACAGAACCCGUCAGGCUGGCGACAACUCAACCAACAAACUCCAUUCUGAUGUCUACGACACAGGCCUGUCUGAGGAGUAUAGCUCUGAGGAACUGAACAUUAUCGGUGGUAUCGACGUUGGGAGCGCCCCCGCCACCCACGGGGAGAUCAGACUCAAUGAUGAAUUCCCGUCCACGGUGUGCUAUCACCCACGCAUGGUGGAGCGCAUCACCCACCCCCUGGACGGUCAGCUGUUGUGGUCACCCACAGAGCAGAAGCAGAUGACGUCAGCGUACUACUGGGGGCUCCUGGUCUCCCAGCUCGCGGGGGUGCGCCUCGUGGGUGUCAUGGGAGGCAAGAUGCUCAUGCUGGGGGGCGUGAUGAUGGGGGGUAUACUCACCCUUCUUCUACCCCCACUCGCCACCCUCGGCCCCUAUUGGGUGUUCACCCUGCGGCUGCUCAUCGGCAUCACCCAGGGCGUGUGUUCCCCCGCGGUGCACGCGCUGCUGGCCGCCUGGGCGCCCCCCAGCGAGAGGAACAAGAUGGUCGCCUUCACCUACUCCGGCAUCGGCGUGGGGGCGGCGGUGGGGGGGCCUGUUGCCGCGUGGCUCGUGCGCUCCAUCGGCUGGGAGUCGCUCUUCUACCUCCAAGGCGCUCUGGCCGUGCUGUGGUGCGGCGCGUGGUACAUCAUGGCGCACGACACGCCGCACGACCAUCCGCGCAUCGGCGCGCGGGAGCUACGGCGGAUCUCGGCCGCCGUCGCCCACCACCACGCCGGCCGCUCCCUCCCCAUCCCCUGGGGGGCCAUCAUAAGGUCGAAGCACGUGCUUGCCAUCAUCCUGGCACAGGCCACAACCUCGUGGAUGUGGUACACGCUCUACCAUCACGUACCAUUCUACGCCUCCACCGCUCUCCAUGGACCAGUCGCGCAGGUUCAGGUGGUGUGGCUGGCGGCGCUGAUGGCUGGCUGUGUGGUAGUGGUGGCGUACGCCGUCCUGGCUGACUGGGCCAUCAACCACCGGUGGACGACCAUUGUCGUCAUCCGCCGGGCUGCCAACUCCCUAUGUACGGUGAUCACUGUGGCGUGUCUGAUUGGUCUGGCUCAGGCAAAGUGCCACUACAACGCCGUAUUGGCGUGUGGCGCGCUGGCUCUUGCCAUCGGCAUGCCGGCCGUCCUGGUGGCCGCCCUCAGCAACAGCCUCGACCUGGCGCCCAACCACGCGGCCGUCAUCCAGGGCAUCGCCGGCACCGCCGCCGCCGCCGCCAGCCUCAUGGCGCCCAGCUACAAGCGCUACCUCAUCACGGGGCAGGCGACACUGGAACGGUGGCGUACUCUCUGGUACACAGUGGCUAUCUUUUUGGUACUUGGCAACUGCCUGUACUUCCUGCUGGCGUCCGCUAAGGAGCAAAUCUGGAACCGUCCCGUCAUGCUCUCCAUCGUCACCCGUCCUGGUAAUGGUCGACCAGAAAGUAAUGGCAUAUCCCUACAGAACGUCAAUACCUUCAGGAAUAACAACUAUACCUCUAGCGAGUUUACCUCUGCCGUGACCAUACCUGCUGAGCGCAGCAGGGCGUAUGGCAACACUGCAGCAACAGCUCGAAGCAACAACAACAACAGUCGAGGCUUGUCCAACGGUUGCCAUGACAACGCCGCGUUCACGCUGCAGUGAAUGCCUGUAGCAUAUUGUAAAAAUAUAUAUUUUUGUAGUGUGUAAAGAAUUUAUUGUGCAAUAUGGUGAACAGUUUGUUCCUAGUGCGCAAGGCGCGUGACCAAAAAAAAAUAAAUAAAUAAAUAAACGGUCGAUAAGUCACAUGGAAGAUUACAUGAUGCCUAAUUGAUAAUGAAUUAAAUUUUUGAAAUACUGAAAUUAAAAUGAGGUUUAUGAGCACUCAUAGAAAUGAGUGAGACUAUCUCCAAUGGCGAUGCACGUAUUGUACGUGUGUGUGUCACCAUGACCUAGUUUGACUCGGCAGAAGCGUGUAUCAGUGCUACGUCCGUCUGUGCUCGUACUGUGGGUAAAAAUGGGUGUCGUUAUACACGACUGUUCAGUAAAUAUUGUUGAAUAUUAAACAAUAUUCAUGUACAUGUAACAAACAAUCUGUUCAUAUUUCUGCGUGGGUUGAAAGAACCCGCCAGCAUGUAGGUUUUUGAAGCGAUAAAUAAAUGUAGGCGCUCGUCCACAGUCGAAACUGGACAAAAAUUCGUUGAUUUGGUCAAAUCUUCUACGAAUUCAUGUUAAAAUGACGCAGAAUUCAAUUAUUAAACUUGAGCCAUUUGUAAAAAGAAACUUAUCUUAGGUGUGCAAUACUUGAGUAAAUAUUUGUCUUAAUCAGAUUUAAAGUAACAAAUGUGUAAUUAGUGCAAGUGUUGUGAUAAAGGACUAUCCUACGUUGUUAUCGUUACCUGUAUAUACGAGUACUACUCUUAACUAUAGGCGUCCUAUUACUUGUGAAUAUAACUUUAACGAUGAUAAGUCUUGUAUCAAAGUAUCUCAAGGUCAAACCUUGAACAAUUAAUGUAAAUAACAUUGAUUUAUAAACUACAAGGAUGUAUGCAGUUCUAAUAUAAUACUCGGUAUGUGGAUAAUGGAAAAAAAUGUUUAAAUAAGCCCUUCUUUUCGGAGGAGUGAGUAGCCAUUUUUACAACCGUGCAUUCAGAAAAAUAAUGACCUAUAAAACUUAUGCAUCAUGACCCAUGCAUCAUGACCCACGCAUCAUGACCCACGCAUCAUGACCCAUGCAUCAUGACCCAUGCAUCAUGACCCAUGCAUCAUGACCCACGCAUCAUGACCCACGCAUCAUGACCCACGCAUCAUGACCCACGCAUCAUGACCCAUGCAUCAUGACCCACGCAUCAUGACCCAUGCAUCAUGACCCAUGCAUCAUGACCCACGCAUCAUGACCCACGCAUCAUGACCCACGCAUCAUGACCAAUUCAGGGCCCUCUUAUCAAGCAUAAAUUGUAUUAAUGGUUAUUGAUAAUUGCAAGGGUAAUUAAAGACGUUGUGUCAAGGGAGAAGACUUCAGCCAAGACUGGGCUAUAACAUCAAGACGAUGUUGUAACAAAUGGUUGAUCUGUUAUAAAUAGUCUUGAUACUUCAUUGAAUGUUUACUUGAAAAAGUUAAAAUUAAAGGGCAUUCUGUACGGAGCGCUUAAUGUGGGUCAUUCCAAAGACUCGAUGAUCGUACGUCCUGCGAUGAUGGAAGGCACUGGUUCGUCAUAUUCAUCAGCCUCGAUGACCCUCGAGGCUGAUGCAUAUAAUUAGCAUUAGCAUAUAAUUAAUAAUUAUACUAGUGAUUCAAAUGCCCUGUGGAUGUUCGCUCGAGUUUGGUUGUAAUUUAGCUAAAAAAUUCGGAAUUUUAUAGAAAACAAACGAUUGAUUUAGCGGCACAAUUCAAGCAUUUCGAUUAAUAAAUUCUAUUGCUUAGAAAUCUCCAGACUGAUACGAGAAUAAUAUACAUGAUAUACCGUCCUCAAAAUAUAGGAUAUACUAAAUAUCUUUGUAAAUAAUAAAGAUUCAUUAGUUAAUAUGCAAUAAUGGGUAUCUCAUAAGUAAGUGUAGAAUAUAAUUUGUAUAUAUUUAUUACAUAGAGUCCUUUGGAAU
Hyalella azteca is the source of this 5408-nucleotide messenger RNA. RefSeq lists its product as uncharacterized. Gene Ontology annotation, molecular function: transmembrane transporter activity. Bases 378 to 3473 code for a protein of 1031 amino acids. Gene Ontology annotation, biological process: transmembrane transport; monoatomic anion transport. Lineage: Eukaryota; Metazoa; Arthropoda; Malacostraca; Amphipoda; Hyalellidae. The transcript is spliced from 10 exons. The record is from RefSeq and is a predicted model, not a curated record.